AUGGAAUACUGGCUGAUUUAUAACUAUACAUCCAACGAUCUCAAGACCUUCAUAAACUGGUCAACAUUAACGUCAAAAAUCAAUCAAUAUUUUGCGCAAACCGAGUACAGAAAUGCACGCAAAUUCACGCAACAACCUCAUGAUAGCAAACACUCGGCUUCCUGCAGACUUCCACUCAGAGUACACCGACUCAACGAGAAAAGGAAUAACAAGCUUCAACAGACGAAUUGGCUACAUGGGAAACUUAUCUUAACAAGAACCCGACAGUCACAGCUACAGCUAGAGAGAACCAUAUUAGUUGGUUCACUUCCAGUCUGCCCAUCUCAACUGCUACCAGCUUGA
Molecule: messenger RNA, 342 nt
Organism: Botrytis fragariae
Lineage: Eukaryota; Fungi; Ascomycota; Leotiomycetes; Helotiales; Sclerotiniaceae
Exons: 2
Coding region: 1-342 (113 amino acids)
Source: RefSeq, a predicted model, not a curated record